Cooperia oncophora is the source of this 669-nucleotide messenger RNA. NCBI's taxonomy places the organism in Eukaryota, Metazoa, Nematoda, Chromadorea, Rhabditida, Trichostrongylidae. The record is from the annotation of a GenBank genome assembly.
AUGAGCACUCGUCGGGCAGUACACGGAAUCGUGAAAGUUCUGCGAGAGGCAUUAAAGGUCAACGAAGACGGUAUUCUCAUGUGGAAACCGAAGUUCCUGACACUCACUCAAAGCGAACUGCUUUUCUACGAAGCCGUACCACAAAUGAAAACCGAAUGGGCGGAGCCUCGCAUAACUCGACCAUUAGUUGCCACAAGGGUUGUACAGACGACGUCACGAACCGCACCAGUUAUGAAGGGUUUAUCAGACGUCAUAUCCCUGCGAAUACGAACGGGAACGCAAAACGGCGUACGAUCGCAUACAUUACGGGUAGAAACCCACGCUGAUCUUGCUCAAUGGGUACGAGCGAUCGUACUGGGAACCUAUGAAGCCUGCUCAGAAACAUCUCAGGUGACAUCUCCAUGCAUUUGCCGAGGAGAAAACUGCGAAUUAGUAGUGAAUUUAGAUGCAGGAAUUUCUCUAUCAGGACCAAAUAGAGAGAUUAUAUGGCAGCACCCGUUCGAAUCUAUCCGAGCCACAGGUGACGACGGUGGUAGAUUCUUAUGGAUUGACUUCGGGCCUCCAAGCGGCGAACAGAUUUUUCGUGCCAAGGACCAAGCAUUUCGUUCCCGUAUGGCUACGCCAUGCUACCAAACCCCGAAUCUGUUGCCUGACAUCUGCCGAGGCUAA